AUGGCCAGCCGUGCGAGAUUCAAUGGUCUGCUCACUCUGAUAGCAGCCACCUCUGCUAUCACAUCCGUCGCGGCAGCAAAAGACUGCUACAAGAACAAUGGCGACCUGUGGGUAUCGGACCCGGACGCCUACGUCGCCUCGUGGGUGCCGUGCGACGCCAGCGCCGACGUCUCGGUGUGCUGCAGCCAGGACGACUUCUGCCUGUCCAACGGGCUGUGCAUGAUCCAGAACGCCGGCGAUGGCAACAGCAUGAUCCUCAGCCAGGAGGGGUGUACGGACCCGAAGUGGACCGGGGCCUGCACCAACUACUGCACCGCGGAAUCAGAUGACCCCAACGGCUACAUGUUCCCCUGGUCUUGCGGCGACGCCGGCUGGUGCUGCGGGACGAAAGACGAUAGCUGUUGCAGCACAGCCACGGACUUCUUCCCCAUCACCGACCCGACGGGCAUCCAGCCGCCCGUUGCACGUCUGGCGGCGACAGCCACCGCGCAAUCCAGCACCACCUCCAGCACCACCCCCAUCUCAAGGGGCACCACCACCACGAGCGAAACAGCAGUAGCAACCCACAGCAGCCCAGCGCGCGGCGCCGCCGACGCCGACGCAAGCAGCACAGCCUGCGCCGCGGCCAACCAGACCGCCACAGAGUGCCCAGUCGCAUACAGCAGCAACACCAACAGCACGCGCGACCUCGCCAUCGGGCUCGGCGUCGGCGUGCCCAUCGGGCUGGCCAUCCUGACGGCGCUGGUCUGGGUGGGCCUGCAGAGGCGGAAGAAGGCUGCCGCCGCCGCCACCGGGGCCGAGGGGAACAACAAGACGGCGGCGGCGGCGGCGGGGUAUUAUCCCAACAAUCCGGGCAGCCUCUAUACGCCGUCGUCAACAACAAGUUCCAUGAGCGAGUUGUACUACCGCCAGCAUGAUCUGGCGCUAGCGCGGCAUGUCAAUGCGGGGGGGUUCGGACCGCAGGAGCUGCCGCAUAGUCGCGAGGCGGGCGAGCUCGCGAGCUAG
Messenger RNA from Anthostomella pinea, 1005 nucleotides. Lineage: Eukaryota; Fungi; Ascomycota; Sordariomycetes; Xylariales; Xylariaceae. The record is from the annotation of a GenBank genome assembly.